Molecule: messenger RNA, 1067 nt
Organism: Dermatophagoides farinae (American house dust mite)
Lineage: Eukaryota; Metazoa; Arthropoda; Arachnida; Sarcoptiformes; Pyroglyphidae
Gene: Cdk5
Product: Cyclin-dependent kinase 5
Biological process (GO): synaptic vesicle transport; protein phosphorylation; axonogenesis
Cellular component (GO): nucleus; cytoplasm
Molecular function (GO): cyclin-dependent protein serine/threonine kinase activity; ATP binding
Source: RefSeq, a predicted model, not a curated record
UCUCAUCGUUCGAUUUUUUAUAUGUAAAAUGGAUAAAAUUUGUUUCAAAAAGAUGAUCAGUCAAUUCAAUUAACAUCUCAAAAUCAUUCAAGAAGAAUGCAAAAAUAUGAAAAACUAGAGAAAAUUGGUGAAGGUACUUAUGGUACAGUGUUUAAGGGUAAAAAUCGUGAAACCGGUGAAAUAGUUGCAUUGAAACGUGUACGUUUAGAUGAUGAUGAUGAAGGCGUACCAUCAUCGGCAUUACGAGAAAUAUGUCUACUCAAAGAAUUGGAACAUCGAAAUAUUGUCCGGCUUUAUGAUGUUCUGCAUAGCGAAAAGAAAUUGACACUUGUUUUCGAACAUUGUGACCAAGAUCUAAAGAAAUAUUUCGACAGUUUAAAUGGUGAAAUCGAUCCGGAUGUUGUCAAAAGUUUUAUGUUUCAAUUACUGCGUGGAUUGGAAUUUUGUCACAGUCACAAUGUAUUACAUCGAGAUUUGAAACCACAGAAUCUAUUGAUCAAUAAAAAUGGUGAACUAAAAUUGGCCGAUUUUGGUCUGGCACGUGCAUUCGGUAUACCGGUUCGUUGUUUUUCGGCCGAAGUUGUUACGCUUUGGUAUCGACCACCAGAUGUUCUUUUUGGUGCCAAAUUGUAUACCACUUCUAUUGAUUGUUGGUCAGCUGGUUGUAUAUUUGCCGAAUUAGCUAAUGCUGGACGACCAUUAUUUCCUGGAAGCGAUGUUGAUGAUCAAUUGAAACGAAUAUUUAAAUUACUAGGCACACCUACCGAAGAUACAUGGCCCGGUGUAUCACAGUUACCGGAUUUUAAAAUUUUCCCCUAUUAUCAGCCGACGGCAAAUUUUAUGCAAGUUGUACCGAAAUUAAAUACAAAAGGACGUGAUCUAUUACAGAAAUUGCUGGUCUGCAAUCCAUCACAACGAAUGUCGGCAAAAGAUGCAAUGAAUCAUUCAUAUUUUAUUGAUUUACCAUCAUCCAUACGAAACAAUAGCAGCUAGUCAGUCAUCAUCAUCAUAUAGAUUAUUUAUUAUGAAAAAUUUUGCAUUUUUUCAAUUUUUUAAUAAAUUUUGUA